GAAGACACCGACGACGCCCUCCUCGCCGCCCGCUUCGGCGACACCGACGACCUCCGCGCCUUCGCCGCCCGCUUCGGCCCCGCAGCCCUCCAGCGCGCCACAGACACCAACGGCAACACCCUCCUCCACAUGGCCGCCGCGAACGGACACACCGACGUCCUGACCUACCUCCUCCCCCUCCUCCCCCACCCGCACCCCGCCCUCCUCGCCCAAAACGCAGCCGGCUCGACCCCGCUCCACUGGGCCGCCCUCAACGCGCACCUCCCCGCGCUGCAGGCCCUCGUGCGCUUCCCGCGCGGGCCCGGCGCCGCGCUCGUCGACGCGCGCGAUGCGGCGGGGCGGAGCGCGCUCGCGCACGCGGAGGAGGGGGGGUGGGAGGAGGGCGCGCGGUGGUUGGUUGGGGUUAUGCGGAUCGAGGGGGAUGGGGGCGCAGAGGGAGAGGGCGAGGGCGCAGAGGGGCUGGAGGGGCAAGAGAUCGAGGUCGAGAUCGAGGAUGCGGACGGCGGGAUCGCGCGCUUGUCCCUCGCGCAG
Messenger RNA from Heterobasidion irregulare TC 32-1, 531 nucleotides. RefSeq lists its product as uncharacterized. Gene Ontology annotation, molecular function: protein binding. The record is from RefSeq and is a predicted model, not a curated record. Lineage: Eukaryota; Fungi; Basidiomycota; Agaricomycetes; Russulales; Bondarzewiaceae. The transcript is spliced from 3 exons. The annotation marks the transcript as partial.